UUUAAUAAAACUGACAUUUGUUGAAUCGGAGGUCUAGUGGAGCCAGACGUAGUCUCAGUGGAACAAUUACCGACGAUAUAGGUCUACAGAGACUGAAGCUUUUGGUCUAAGUAAGCUGACUGUUCCGUAUUCUACUACUACACUACGUACUAGGCCUACGGUACUUCAAAAACCAAAGUGAUUAAUAUGUUUCCCUACGAAAAGGGAACCUGAGGAGCGUGACAUGUGGCUGCAUAUCCUGGGGCGGCCAGACCCCAACAAUGACAGUAAUUUCCUUGAACCGUCCCGGGGUCACAGAGUAUGCUCGUUUCACUUCAUAGAUGGAGAACCUACAGAGGCACAUCCGUUCCCAAGUGUAGGGAAAGCUACAUGUAAUACUUCGCCUACUAGAAAAAGAAAGUUGGAAGAAGAAGAAGAUCAUUGUACCGGUAAUCAGAAAUCAAAUCAUGUACCCAAAUUUUCUACAGCCUCAAAAUUUGUAAUAUAUAUGCUCGUUAGUUUAAUAAAAUCAUUCAAAUCGCAGAAUAAAGAGCUGAAUAAUGAAGUUAAAGACCUCCAGACUGAAAUCCUAGAUUUAAAAAAAAGAAUUACAAAUUAUAGUGAAAUUAAAUGUGCAAACAUUUUAAAAAGUGAUAAUGAUGCAUUGUUUUUCACCGGUAUUCAUAGUAUUUGUUUAUUUCACACUUUGCAUAAAUUUAUAUCACCAUUUGUACAUAGAAGGUGGAGAGGAUUGAAAGUAGUUAGCACCAAAGUUAAAAGAUUUCUAGUUUAUAACAAAAAGCCAGGCCCGAUUCGUAAAUUACAUAGUGUUGAUGAAUUUCUUUUGGUUUUAAUUCGUUUGAGAUUGGGAUUGUCACUCAAUGACCUUGCCAAACGGUUUGGAAUUUCAAUUGCCCUUACAUCACGAAUAUUUAAUUGUUGGUUAUCUGCCAUGAACCAAGUUCUCGGAAAAUUUAUUUAUUGGGCACCAAAAGAGCAAAUUGCAGCUACAAAACCAUCAAGAUUUAAACAUUUGCCUGAUAUCCGUUGUAUUAUUGAUUGCUCUGAAAUUUUUAUACAGACUCCAAAAGAUCCUUUUUUGCAAAGUGUCACAUGGUCUGAUUACAAACACCACAACACUGCCAAAUUCUUAAUUGCUGUAGCACCUAAUUCAUGUAUUACCUACAUCUCGCCUAUGUAUGGAGGUAGAGCUUCAGACAAGGGUUUAACUCUAGAUUGUGGUUUUUUGGACAAAUUAGAUCCUUAUGACAUGCUUCAAGCAGACAAGGGCUUUAUUAUUCAUGAUGAAUGUGCUGCUAGAUUUGUAACUCUACAGGUACCACCAGGAAAAAGAGGUGAAACACAAAUGUCAUCUGCUGCCGUUAACAAAACCAAGAAGGUUGCCAAUUUGCGUAUUCUUGUUGAACAGGUAAUACGUAGAUUGAAAAUAUUUAAUAUUCUUAAGAAUGAAGUGCCUGUUAGUUUGAUACCGUCACUAGACAAAAUUGUACGUGUAUGCGCAGCUUUAUGCAACUUGCGUAAACCAAUUUAUUCAACUUAAAUGUUCUAUCUUGUAAUGGUAUUUCAAUAUUUAACAUUCUAAAGCAUGAAGUGCCUGUGAGUUUGAUACCAUUACUAGACAAUAUUGUACGUGUAUGCGCAGCUUUAUGCAACUUGCAUAAACCAAUUUAUUCAACUUGAAUGUUCUAUCUAGUUGUAAUGGUAUUUCAAUAUUUAAAGGUAAUACAAAGUUUUGGUAUGGGGUCAUGAAUUUGGUUCAAAUAAACAUAUUGGAAGCAUAUGCGCUCCUACAAU
This is a messenger RNA of Strongylocentrotus purpuratus (purple sea urchin), 1794 nucleotides long. RefSeq lists its product as uncharacterized. The record is from RefSeq and is a predicted model, not a curated record. NCBI's taxonomy places the organism in Eukaryota, Metazoa, Echinodermata, Echinoidea, Camarodonta, Strongylocentrotidae. Bases 224 to 1540 code for a protein of 438 amino acids. The transcript is spliced from 3 exons.